AUGGCUGAACGACACAGCGAGUCGGUGAAAGAGAAGCUUUCUCUUAGCCUUGACGAGAUCAUCGCUUUGAACAACAAGCAGCAGAAGCAGCAGCAGCAGAAGCAGCAGCAGCAGCACCAGGAUAGUUCUCAGCAGGGGGGAGGGGGCCCUUUGAGGCGGCGAAGAAACAAUCCUCCUGUUGCUUCUCCAUAUGCACGCCGGGUGCCCAUACAUCCAUAUCCCCACAAUGGAGUACCGGCGGUGGGAUACUCAGUAAAGGUUUUGGGCCUUCCAACUGGCUUACCGUGGCCCCGACUUGAAGGAAUGCUGCGCCGGUCCUUUGGAUAUUGUGGCACGAUUCUUGCCGUUGUGCCCCGAAAAGAUGGAGAAGCUUGGAUUCAAUUCGCUGACGUGGCAGCUUGCAGGACAGCGCUCGCGGAAAUGCAGAAUGCCAAGGUUGGGGGCCACGCCGUCAGCGUAGAGAGAGGCAACCGCAUCCCCACCAGUGCUCCUACUGUUGGAGGAGGCAUGUGGGGGUCCCCUACACCAAUGUGGACAGCCUCUGGGCCGUAUGCUUUCUCGUCUAAUACUGUGAAUACAUUGGCGGGAUCAUUCGCACCACCAUUCAGCCGGCAGAUACCGCUUCCAGUGGCUUCGGGCCCCACUGUCAGUCUAUCCUCCCCCCCCAAAACUAUGAACACCGCAAACCCACGUCAUCUUAGGAGAAAUGCUGGAUCUACGGUGAUUGUCUCAAAUGUACCAUUGGACCUGACAACGGAGGAAAUCAGCGACGCUUUUUCGUGCGUUGGUGGUGUGGCUGGCUGUGAUUUACUCCUCAAUAGCUCGGGUGUGCAUACAGGGCGCGUGGCAGUUUCUUUCAGCAGAAGGUCUGAGGCCAUGGAAGCGGUCAGAAGGUUCGAUGGUGGAGACCUCAACGGACAAGUCAUUAGGGUGUUCCUUGAAUGA
Molecule: messenger RNA, 945 nt
Organism: Cyclospora cayetanensis
Lineage: Eukaryota; Apicomplexa; Conoidasida; Eucoccidiorida; Eimeriidae
Exons: 6
Coding region: 1-945 (314 amino acids)
Biological process (GO): mRNA export from nucleus
Cellular component (GO): nucleus
Molecular function (GO): mRNA binding
Source: RefSeq, a predicted model, not a curated record